AGAUGUAUUUAGUUUUAAUAAGCGGCUAGUGUUACCGCAAGCUCCUGCGAUACUUCUGUGACCUUUCUGUCUAACCAAAUAUAAAGCCAUGGGUCCUGAUGGUAACUUUGGUGUAUUCAGUUCACUGCAGUUUAUGGGGGUUAUUAAACCAGCCCUAACUGCUGCAUGUAUCCAUGUGAGAUUAAUUUCAGAAAACACAAUGUUGAAUCAGGACAUUUUGCUCAGUGCUUUUCAGCCUAAAUCAGAACAGCACAAUCUGAGGUGUGAUAAUUAUGUGCCGUGUUAAACAUAAUUAUCACCACAUGGUAUUAGUCACCACAGUUUAAAAAGAAAGAGAGAAAGAAUGCAUGAAUAGAAAAUAAUAUAAUUUAUUAUUUCCCAUUUCCAAUGCUAACAAUGCCUUACGAAAAUUAACCUUGGUUUUACUACACAAUAAAACCAAAAUAACAUGAUUACCACAAAUUAACCAUAGUUUAACCAUGGUAUUUGUAGUAAAACUAUGGUUAUACAAAUGGUAAUCAGUGUGCCAAACCAUGGUUACUACACGUUUACUAUAUUAAGACCAUGGUUAAUUUUCGUAAGGGAUAAGAUCAAUAACACUUGUAUCAACAAUGGUAUCUUAGUGUAAGCUAUUACUUCAGUACAUUUAUUACCAUGGACCACUAAACCAGUCUUAAGUAGCUCGGGUAUAUUUCUAGCAGUAGCCAAAAAUACAUUGUAUGGGUCAAAAUCUCAUACAAAACAGUUCAAAAUUUAGAGUUAGUAAGACUUGUUUUUUGAAAGAAAUUAAUAGUUUUAUUCAUUAAGCGUGCAUUAAAUUGAUCAAAAGUGACAGUAAAUACAUCUGUAAUGUUAAAAAAAUGAGAAUUUCAAAUAAACACUGUUCUUUUGUUAUUAUUCAGAGAAUCCACAAAAAAUUUAUCACAGCGUCCACAAAAAUAUUAUGCAGCACAACUGUUCCAAAAUUGAUAAUAAUAAGAAAUGUUAAAUUAUUUAGUUAGUUAUUUAGUUAGGUAUAUUUGUACCAAUAGCCAAAAAUACAUUGUAUGGGUCAAAACUAUCGAUUUUUCUUUUAUGCCAAAAAUCAUUAGGAUAUUAAGUAAAGAUCAUGUUCCAUGAAAAUAUAUAUCAAAACCUAAUUUUGUAUUAGUAAUAUGUAUUGCUAAGAACUUCGAUUGGACAGCUUUAAGAUUUAGAUCUUUUGCACCCUCAGAUUCCAGAUUUUUAAAUAUUGUUGUAUACUAACAAGCCAUACAUCAAUGGAAAGCUUAUUAUGCUUAUUAUGUAUACAUUUCAAUUCACCCUUAUAACUGGUUUUGUGAUCCAGGGUCACAUUUGUGUAAAUUGCCCCCCACAGCGCUUGGCUAUUAGUGCAGGAAACAUAAUUUAUUAAUAAUUUUAGGAACGUUUGUUGUGACUUUUAUUUUGAAUUUAAACCUGCCUUUUAGGUCUUUUGAGUCCACUGUUGUUAUGCAUAGAAUUGCGUUGCAAUGAAACGUACUGAAACUGCCUCUAAAUGUCGACGAAAAUGAUAGAAACGGUUGACAGCUUGGAAAUGGCAAUUAUUUUUGUAUUCAAAUAGUUUUGCUAGCAGGUUUUCUUACAAAAAGGAACAAAAAAUAAAUAGUAAAUUUAAAUAAAUAUCUUUUGCAAGUGGAAAACAUGCUGUAGACAAAGUCUUUGAUUAACUCUGGGCUAGUACAUAGUUUAUUGUUUUUAAUAAUAAAAUUGUAAAUAAUCACAAAGCGCUCAGAAUGGGACUUUUAUUUCGUCAAAAGGCGUACCGCCGUCCAUUUUGUUGACUGCUCACCAUGGCGAGCUUCACACAUCGCUGCUUUUAAUUCUAGGCACAUUCGCUGAGGAAUUUACCACCCAUCCUCUUUUCUCCUUCACCGGUGUCGACGCUCUUCUUCAUUUAUUUUAACUUCCUUAACCGUACAGUUUUGUUCAAAAGCUUUGUAUAUUGUGUAAAUAUACAAGUGUGCAUUCGUUUUCCCUGAUAAUAUGGAUUAAUUUGUCGAUGUCUGCUGAAAUUGCCUGGACAUAAUUGUUCCACCUGACCAUGCAGAAUAUCCCGGCGAUAACAACACACUGCAAGGAUUAGUGUAGGUUUAUAUAGACCGCUGCAUUUUUUUUGUUAGAUUAUAUUUUUAUACAGGAAUCGCUUUAUUAAUUUUGGAAGGUUUUAUUCCAAGAAAAGGGAAGAGGGAAGAAAAGAAAGAAGAAGGAAAUCCUCAAACAGAGUCAUGUCCUUCAGGAGGGGUGUUGUCAGGCAGAGUAAGUUCAGGCAUGUGUUCGCCCAAGCUUGGAAGGCUGAGCAUUGCCUCGAUGAUGUCAGAGUAUCACGCGUGACAUGGGACGGUCCGCUGUGCGCUGCCAAUCCGAAGUUCAUUGCUGUUGUCAUUGAGGCCGGAGGAGGCGGAGCCUUUCUUGUGUUGCCGCUCGCCAAGAGUGGUCGAGUGGACCAGAACACCCCGACCGUGUGCGGUCACGCCGCUCCGGUGCUGGAUGUGCAGUGGUGCCCACAUGAUGACAAUGUUAUUGCCAGUGCCUCAGAGGACUGCACUGUCAAGAUUUGGCAGAUUCCUGACGGAGGUCUUACAUCCCCCAUGUCUGAAGCUGUUGUGACUCUCGAGGGCCACAGUAAAAGAGUAGGCAUCCUGGCCUGGCACCCUUCUGCUCUCAAUAUCCUGUUGACUGCAGGAUGUGAUAAUGUCCUGUGUGUAUGGGAUGUGGGCACCGGGGAGCUGGUGUACCAGCUGAGUGACGCCCAUCCAGAUCUGAUAUACAGCGUGAGCUGGAACCGUGAAGGCAGCAUCCUGUGCACCACGUGUAAAGACAAAGCCUUACGAGUCAUUGAUCCCAGGCGUGGAACAGUCCUUAAGGUGCGGGAGAAGGCUCAUGAGGGCACUAGGCCGAUGAGGGCCGUGUUUCUGGCUGAUGGGAAAAUCCUGACAACCGGCUUCAGUCGCAUGAGUGAGAGACAGCUUGCCCUCUGGGACACGAAAGAUCUUUCUGAGCCAAUGGUUACUCAGGAAAUGGACACCAGUAACGGAGUUCUGCUUCCGUUCUACGACCCAGACACCAACAUGGUUUACUUGUGCGGAAAGGGGGAUUGUACUAUUCGUUACUUUGAGGUGACAGAUGAGUCACCGUAUGUUCAUUUCCUGAGUCUGUACAGCAGUAAGGAGCCCCAGAGAGGUGCUGGUUUCCUAAGCAAACGAGGAGUAGACGUCAACAAGUGUGAAAUAGCAAGGUUCUACAAACUGCACGAGAGGAAGGUUGAGCCCAUUUCUAUGACUGUGCCGCGGAAGUCUGACCUGUUUCAAGGGGAUCUGUACCCGGACACAGCAGGAUUAGAACCCGCUCUACUGGCAGAAGAUUGGAUAGCUGGACAGGACGCUCCUCCAAUCCUUGUUUCCCUCAGUGGAGGCUACACCGCCCCUCCAUCCAAAUGCGGAACGCUCCGGGGUCGACCUAAACUACUCACUCAGACCAACACUAGUCCCACCAGCACUACUGCGCCAGCAAACCCUAUGUCAGUCGAGAUGGAGAGCGAGGGUUUGAGCCAUGGACAAGGAAGAAGGGAUGUAGAUGGUGGGAUAGAGAGAGUAAAGAAAGAGGAGGACCAACUUUCUGAUAUCCUGACAGAGAUUCGGGCAUUGCGUGCUCUGGUUCUGGCUCAGGGUCACAGAAUCGACGUCCUGGAAAGGCAGCUCGCCCGUAUUGAGGAUGGAGAAGUGUGAAGGAAACUACAAACAUAUAACAACACAUAGCCUUACCCAGAUUCAGAAAGCUUCACUGAAGGGUUAUGAGAAACGUAGUUCUAUUGCUGUGGCAUAGAGAUACAAAGACGUAAUUGAGCUUUGAGCUUUAUCGGUACACUUUGGUUUUUAAUGCACUGAUAUUAAUAUCCUAAAUGCUGCUCAUUUUGUGCUUUUAAUAGGGCUGUUACAUCAGGUACUUACUGCUGACUUUGAAGUCUGAAUUUGGUUGGGUCAACAUUUGCAUAAACAUGCAACCUUUAAAUGGAAAGCAGACUUGAUCAUCUCUCGUAGCCUCAGCUUUAUGAAUGCUUCUACUUAAAAAACCUUCAGGAAAUGUAAUUAUCCAAUGCUGAAUCGAUUCCUUUCUUUCACUAAAGUUCGAUGGUGCUUAUCAACAUAUGUAUAUUGACCAGCACUGUUCUUGGGUUUAGCUGCCCUCAACAGCUCCUCUCUUCCAUUUGUAUGUCUUAACAUAUGUAGCAUUGAUUUUGGAUGUUGGUAGAGUUUAAUAUGUGGAUACGUGAGUAGCGUGUGAUAGAAACUGUACUUGGUGUUGAAGGAAUUUGUGAGUUUUCAAUAUAAUGAAGAAACAUUAGAAGAAGAGUUUUGGAAAUGAAAACAGAUGCAGGUCUUAUAGGAAGAAAAGAUGUCCAGGUCACUAAUUUCACCCAAAAAUCAACCUUUUUUAACAUUAUAGUCAUUGUAAUUUUACUUCAGGUCUUUUGUUAAUUCAUAUUUUUCAGAAUUAAUCUAUUUUUAUUAUAUUCCCAUUACUCCAAUAAAGCCAUUUUACCAUAUUACAUUAAAAAAGUUUUUUUUUUUACUACCAAAAUAACACUAAAUACUACCAAGAUAUACAGUACAAAUGAGAAUAGUUACAUUAUUGUAAUGCAAAAUGUGUGCAAAAAAGAAAAAAUUAUUUUCUUUUUUCUUUUUUUAAAUGUAAUUAUUAUUAUGUAAUAAAUAACAUAACAUAUAACAUUUAAAAAAAAUUCACACUGAUUUAGGGGUGACCUGAACAUGUUCUUGGCAGGUUUGUUGAGAUUAAUCCUGUACCUCUUGACGAAUUAUCGUGCUUCAUUCCUGUUUGAUUUAAUAUGAAAAAUAAUAGUAGAAUGCUGUGAUGUCGUUAGGUUUAAGUGGUGUUGUUUUUGUAUUCGUUUUAUUUUUAGUCUUAAUCAUAGGCACUACAAUCAGGGAUGACUCAAACCGCGGGUCGACUCAUCCUCCUCUGUGAAUGAUUUUGUUGAAGUCUAGCUUUAUCAGUUGUAUAUGUUGUAAAUUAUCCAAGUAUCCAUUUACUUAAAACUUAAGUGCUAACUUAAUCUGUUCUUUUUAAUAAACAACAU
Molecule: messenger RNA, 5116 nt
Organism: Labeo rohita (rohu)
Lineage: Eukaryota; Metazoa; Chordata; Actinopteri; Cypriniformes; Cyprinidae
Gene: coro1b
Product: coronin, actin binding protein, 1B
Exons: 11
Coding region: 2247-3746 (499 amino acids)
Biological process (GO): cell migration; actin filament organization
Molecular function (GO): actin filament binding
Source: RefSeq, a predicted model, not a curated record